AUGCCAACCACACAACCAGGAGGAAAAGUGCUCGUAUCUGGCGCAAAUGGGUAUCUUGCCAUUUGGGUAGUUCAAACCCUGCUCGAGCGCGGGUACUCCGUACGCGGAACAGUCCGAUCGGAGGAGAAGGGAAGGUACCUGAAGGAGUAUUUUAAACCUUUCGGUGAAAAGUUGGAGGUAGUGGUCGUUGAGGAUAUCUCCAAGCCAGGAGCGUUUGACGAGGCCGUGAAGGGAGUGGACGCGAUCGCACACACUGCAUCGCCAUUCCACUCCAAUGUCGAAGAUCCGCGAGACUUUUACCAGCCGGCUAUCCGAGGAACCGUCGGGAUUCUCGAGAGCGCGCUGAAGAACGGGACUAACGUGAAAAGAAUCGUCGUUACGUCCUCGACCGCCGCUGUCAUGGACCCUCCUUCAAAGCCUACUACGUUCAGUGAGAAGGACUGGAACAUGGGAUCGGUUAAAGCAGUCGAGGAAAAGGGUAAGAAAUCGGAGCCGAUGGAGAUAUACCGCGCGUCGAAGACGCUAGCUGAAAAAUCCGCAUGGGACUUUGUCGAGAAGAACAAGGACAAAAUUCAAUGGGAUUUGACGGUUCUCAACCCUCCCUUCAUUUUCGGCCCUCCAAUCCAUGACGUUAAAUCACUUUCGGCGCUGAACACGUCCCUUCAGUAUUGGUACAACAUGGUGGUAGCCGAUACACCCAAAACCAAGGAGUCUCUUUCCGGAUCUAGCUCGUGGACCGAUGUCCGCGACAUUGCAGAGGCACAUGUCAGGGCAUUGGAGAAGGACGCGGCAGGAGGAGAACGUAUCAUUGUUAACGGCGGUUCGUACCACUGGCAGGACUGGAUUGAUACCGCGAACUCCAUUCAACCUUCGCCCAUUCCAUCGCACAAGCUCCCUCGAGGGGUUCCUGAGAUGGAAAGGGUGUACCUGAUCAACUACGACAAAACGAAGGAGGAGAAGAUCCUCGGAAUCAAGUUCUUCACCCAGGAGGAGUCGACUAGGGAUAUGUUGGCUGACUUUGAGAGGCGAGGAUGGUAG
Molecule: messenger RNA, 1038 nt
Organism: Laccaria bicolor S238N-H82
Lineage: Eukaryota; Fungi; Basidiomycota; Agaricomycetes; Agaricales; Hydnangiaceae
Exons: 9
Coding region: 1-1038 (345 amino acids)
Molecular function (GO): oxidoreductase activity, acting on the CH-OH group of donors, NAD or NADP as acceptor
Source: RefSeq, a predicted model, not a curated record